AUGACGGAUGUUGAAGACUCUAGCAUUGCAUCUGCUCAAGUCUUGAUCAAAUGCCAUUUAUGUCCAAACAAAGUAGAACUUUUCUGUACCUCAUGCGACAUAAACCUGUGUGCUACGUGUGUUGGCAAGCAUAUGUUAGAUGUCCAGCUUCUAAAACAUGAUGUCAUUAAAUAUUCGCUAAAAUUUGCAACUUUUCCAAUGCCCUUUUGCCAAACACACGUUGAACAGAAGUGCGACUUUCAUUGUCAAGAGUGUGAUGUUUCUGUCUGCAGCAAAUGCAUCUCGACUAAAACACACAGUCAACAUAAAAUCACUGAUAUAACCAAGAUCUUCAGAAUUAAAGAAGACAUCAUAUCUAAUGAAUUAUUUAUUCUAGAAGAGCAAAUUAUUCCUGAAUGUGAUCGAAUCAUAUCACAGAUCAAACGAGAUAUUCUUGAUUUACCGAAAAUAAACAAAAAUCUGAAAUCCGAAAUAUCCGAGCAGGGUCAGGAGCUGCACAGGGCUUUGGACAAGGUGAUAAAUAAACGUCUUGUUGAAAUAGAUGAGAACGAAAAGAAUGAUAUGUCUAAACUUAAUAACAUUCUCUCGGAUUUCCAAGAUCACCUAGAUGCUGUUUAUAAGGCCAUGAAAAAUAACAAGGAACUUCUCUGUUCAAGACAAGGUGACGUUCUUAACUAUAAAGCAAAUGUUGACAAAUUUAUGAAACUUCCCUCAUUACCCGCCGUCACCUCUGCAACAUUUAACAGAGUAAAUAUUACAGAACACAAUAUUAAUAGCAUUGUGGGUCAAAUAAUCUUACCAUCAAUAUUAUACAUUGAAAAAUUUGCUUUCGUUAGCAAAUUGAAAGAAGAACCCUUUGUAUUACAUUCUUACACUAAAGAACUGCUUGAUAUGCCAGUCAUCACAGCCCACGUAAAUACCGAAUACAGCCAACCGUUUCGAAUCAGCUGCUUGGGAAAUGACCAGGCCUGGAUAAGUGGGAGCUCAAAUGUUAUAACUCGACUGGAUAGUAAAGGUUCCACUCUGGAUAAUGUUAAAACAAAAUCCGGUGGUUUUCCUCGAGGUCUGGCAGUGAGCAACGAAGGAGAUUUAUUGUAUACCGAUUUUUAUGGUAAAAGUAUAAAUCUAGUGAAGAAUGGAAGAGAAGAGAUCCUGUUUAAUGUGGAGUGGAAUCCUUCAGGAAUAUGCUGUUCUGCAUCAGGAGAUAUACUGGUUGCUCUAUCAAAUAUUUCAGCAGAAAGGAAAAAAUUCCAAGUAGUUCGGUUUAGUAAUGGUUCAUUAAAACCCGUGAUCGAAAGUGUUGAAAAUCAGACUCUUUUUAAACAGGAAGGCGUAUUUGCCUGUCUCCACGUUGCAGAAAAUAAGAAUGGUGAUAUAUGUAUAGUUGACUGGAAUGCUUGGAGCGUUCUUAUCUUCAGUAAGGAAGGAAAAUUAAAAUCCAAAUACUCUGGCAAGGCUAUCUCUCAUUCACAAAAGAAAUUCGAACCACGAUACGCCACCAUUGAUAGUCAGGGUCACAUUCUGGUGCCUGAUUACCAUAAUAAUUGCAUUCACAUUCUAGACAUGAACGGAAAAUUCAUAUCUGCUCUUGAAAACUGCGAUCUAAACAACCCAAAUGGCAUUAGUAUUGACAAUAAAGACCGACUUUGGGUGUUAGAAGAAAAGGGGAAACUAAAAAUUAUUGAGUAUAUGAAGGACAUUUGCUGA
Molecule: messenger RNA, 1707 nt
Organism: Saccostrea cuccullata (small rock oyster)
Lineage: Eukaryota; Metazoa; Mollusca; Bivalvia; Ostreida; Ostreidae
Product: tripartite motif-containing protein 2-like
Exons: 1
Coding region: 1-1707 (568 amino acids)
Biological process (GO): negative regulation of translation; protein polyubiquitination; proteasome-mediated ubiquitin-dependent protein catabolic process
Molecular function (GO): zinc ion binding; ubiquitin protein ligase activity; translation repressor activity
Source: RefSeq, a predicted model, not a curated record